AUGGUGGAGCCAAUCUCUCUUAUUGCUUCGGCUAUUACCGUCGCAGGGACAGGAACACAGCUCGCUUCUAUUCUGUUCAACGUUGCCCAGUCCUUGAAGAAUGCGCCCGCCGAGAUCGCUGAACUCGCCGACGAAGUCUCAACUCUUUCGAGGAGUUUGAUGAGUUUAGCAGAUACUAUAGAGACAAAUCAAGCUCUUUGCAAACCAGCGCUCUUUCUUCAAACGGAGUCCAUCCUCUGCCGGUUCAAACUCGUGGAAGAAGAGCUUAAGGAGCUCACUAAGAAACGACGUACGCUGGAGCGCUGGAGAUGGGUCUUGAGGCGUCCAAAGGCAAAGGUGUUGAUGGUGAAGAUCGAAAGUAUCAAAUCGGCAUUGGCACUGGAGCUCAACAUCAUCCAGCUCGCAAAAGAGGAGAGAAACCAUGCUAUUGCGUCUGACGAGCAGACAGUAGCGAGGACACCUAACCGAUUCCGCAAGGUGGUUGAGAGUGUCGUCCAAGCGAACCGAGUUGCCGUGGAGCAUGCGAAGCAAGAGAGCGAGAGUCAUCCCACCCAAAAAAGGCGCCAAUACAACACUGAAAUCCAGCGCUGGGAGGCUGGGGCAUUCGAUACUGCGACAUGGCUGUACAAUCUUGUAUUUGUUGCGGAUCUUGCACAAAACAGUCCGCCGGAGGCAUGGAGCUCUGCCGGAAGGCAAGCUUCAGUGACAGAUAGUCACUCGGACGACGAGCGCGGCGGAAAUUGUCCCUCAGCAGGCGGGGCUCGCCGCCCAGAUGCUUCCAAUCGGGCGUUGAUUGUUUGGAACAAGAAUACUGAGCCUAGAUUUGUCGUCGAUCGGCUUUUGAUGGUGUGGACGGAGCUUUCUGAUGAGCAGAUCAGAGCAAGCGCUACGGGCGAUCUGGACGAUGCCUGGAGCAAGAGCCUUAUGGACUCGAUUCAAAAUGGCGAAGCGGAGGACACCAAAGAUGGUAGAAGAGGAGAAAAAGAAGAAAACGAAGACGAAGACGACGAUGACGAUGACGACGACGACAGAGACGAAGCCGAAGCCGAAGCCGAGGAAGAAGCAGAAGUGCCUGCCGAGUUCUGGGACAUGCACACUCAAAGCAGUGAGGAAAGCAGCAUACUUAGCACGACUCUUCCCAGUAUACCCGGUCGUACUCCGAUUGGUGGUUCCAUUGAUAGCGCAGAAACGCCUCUUCCUCCUCGUAAUUUAUCUCGAUCCCCACCACCUCCACCGCCCACGGGCUACGCUCCAGAUGACCAUCCUCGCAGGCGUGUACAUUUUAGCGACCGCGCGUACGCUGAAUCAAUAGGCGAUAGCACAUUCGAUGGAACACUACACGACGUUAGGCGUAGCGGUCACGGGUACAUACCAUCGGGAAAGGAACCACUCCCCGACACAUGGCCAUACCGUCCGGAGCCAAAUUACAGCACUACUCAAUCCGCUCGACGUCAGCCUUCCAACGCCCCACACUACUUCCCGCAGCCAUCAGAUAACUGUAGUGUAUUCUCUGAGCCUGGCACAAGAUCGAGGCGGUUUCGGGAUCCCUGGAGAUUUGUGGAUGACCCGUUCGAGGAUCCCGUCGACUUCUACAGCACCGCUCAUUCCAAAACAAGACAGCCAUUAGGCGCUCCAUCGGGUGCCACUCACUCGCCAAACCCAUUCGCGGCGCGCACGUCCAGGCCGAAACGUUUUGAGGGCAAUGAAGCACCCGCGGAGAAACCUGUUGACUUAGCUGCCUUUGCCGAUACACUAGAUUAUUUCAUACGGGUACGAGCGAACAGGGAAUCUGCAAAGGCUGAUGCAGCCAAGCGACAAAAGGUAGCUGAAGCGGAUGCAAAUGAUAGAGAGACUAAGAUUGGAGAGCAAAAAGCAAUGAGUGUUCAAGACACUCGACUGGGAGAUGAGUACAAGAAGAGAGUGCAGCAGUGGGAGGAUAGCUUUGCGGCUCUCGACAAGGACCGCAAGGAUGUCUUGGAGAUCCUCAAGGACUCUAGGGGCGCAGUUCCCAAGCGCCGAACCUCCAUCUGGCGCGGCGAUCAUCGCAUCGAGGUUGCGGAAUACACUACAGAGAAAAUGGAGCCAUUCCCAACAUUUCAUGCAAACCUGCUCGACCCCAACUCUAUCCAAAGAGCCGACUGCGGACAAUCUGGGCCGGAUGGUCCUGCACAAGGCAUUUGCUCGACGUCCAAGGCACCACAAAACUCGUCCAAAGCCUUCGCAGUGCCGCUAGCGCAGCCCACUCUCCACUUCUCUCCUCAUCUCGGUCGGAGCUGCAUCAAGACUUGUGAAUUGCAGUUAUCAUUGAGCAAGAACGGCAUCAAAGCAGAGUUUGAUGAUUUGAGCGAAGGAAACUGGAGUGCGACGACUAAGCCCUAUGACCAGCGAGAGGGCUUCGUAAGAAGCACCAUCUCCUGGGAACAUCCCGUCUUCGUCAUGGGCAGCGAGUUACUGAGAACUCUACGAGGAGUGGGAUGGAAACCGUUGUACUUUCGUGGUUCUGAUGCCGGUCAAACGUUCUUCUUAGGCAGCCAACCGAUUCACGUCACCUUCUUCAAGCCAACAUACAAGCCGCAAUGGCAGCCUUUGACUAGUCCUUGUGAUGCAGAGUACCUCGUCAUUGCGAAGGCGCUCGUUGAGGAGGACGCACUAGAGGAAUGGCGGUUGAGAUUCGAAUAUACAGAUGACGGGGGAUAUAUCCUAGACGGUCGGCUUACGGCGAACGAGAUUGAGGCGCUCGUAGAACGAUCGUUCCUCAUGCGCGAGGCCAGACAUCGAACCUUGCACCGUCAGCUUGAAUGGACUCGGGACUGCCGCGAAUCUGUUAGCGACGAGGGCUAUGUCCCAUCUAUAGCAUCAGAAACGCGACGCUCUACCUCAUUUGCUGGUAUUACUCACGAUCGUAGCUCGGUAUCCAGAGAGAGAACACCUGGUAUGGGAGCUAUAGACAAUGCCCUUAACAAUAUCUAG
Trematosphaeria pertusa is the source of this 2970-nucleotide messenger RNA. RefSeq lists its product as uncharacterized. The transcript is spliced from 4 exons. NCBI's taxonomy places the organism in Eukaryota, Fungi, Ascomycota, Dothideomycetes, Pleosporales, Trematosphaeriaceae. The record is from RefSeq and is a predicted model, not a curated record. Bases 1 to 2970 code for a protein of 989 amino acids. Gene Ontology annotation, biological process: regulation of DNA-templated transcription.